This is a messenger RNA of Hemicordylus capensis (graceful crag lizard), 4524 nucleotides long. It is a transcript of the gene CADM1, whose product is annotated as cell adhesion molecule 1. The record is from RefSeq and is a predicted model, not a curated record. The coding region runs from base 33 to 1541 and encodes 502 amino acids. Lineage: Eukaryota; Metazoa; Chordata; Lepidosauria; Squamata; Cordylidae. The transcript has 12 exons. Gene Ontology annotation, molecular function: signaling receptor binding. Gene Ontology annotation, biological process: detection of stimulus; cell recognition; susceptibility to natural killer cell mediated cytotoxicity. Gene Ontology annotation, cellular component: plasma membrane; neuron projection; synapse.
GCGCCGCCAGAGACGCCGAGCAGGUGCCCGAGAUGGCCGGAGCCACCAGCCGGAGCCGGAGCCGGGCGGGCCCCGCGCCCUCGCCGCCGCCCCCCGCCCGCCCCGACCCCACGACGCCGCCGCCGCUGGCCGCCCCGACGCCGGACGCCUCGCCCGCCCCGUCCUCGGCGGCAGCGGCCCCGUCCUGCUGCGGGGCCCUCCCGCCGUCGCCCUCCCUCGUCCUGCUGCUCUUCUUGGCCGCCGCCGCCGCCUCGCUGCUCCCGACAGGUGAUGGACAGAAUUUGGUCACAGAAGACGUGACUGUCGUAGAAGGAGAAGUUGCCACCAUCAGUUGCAGAGUCAAGAACAGCGACGACUCCGUGAUUCAGCUCUUGAAUCCCAACAGACAGACGAUUUAUUUCAGAGACUUCAGGCCUUUGAAGGACAGCAGGUUUCAGUUAGUGAAUUUCUCUAGCAGCGAGCUCAGAGUGUCGCUGACAAAUGUCUCUAUUUCGGACGAAGGAAGAUACUUCUGCCAGCUCUACACGGAUCCACCCCAGGAAUAUUACAUGACCAUUACUGUGCUUGUUCCGCCACGUAACUUGAGGAUCGAACCCCAGAAGGAAACAGCAGUGGAAGGAGAAGAGAUUGAGCUGAAUUGUACGUCGAUGGCCAGCAGACCAGCCACGAGCAUCAGAUGGUUCAAAGGCAGCAAGGAGCUACAUGGCAAAGUAGACGUGGAGCAGUGGUCAGACAUGUACACGGUGACGAGCCAGAUUUCCUUGACGGUCAAGCGGGACGAUGAUGGGGUCCCAGUUGUCUGCCAGGUAGAACAUCCGGCCGUCAAAGACAUGCAGACCAAGUACUACCUGGACGUCAUGUAUAAGCCUCACGUGCAGGUCUUGCAGACUUUCCCAGCACAGCUGCCGACGAGAGAAGGAGACCUCCUUGACCUCGUAUGCCAAGUGGAUGGGAAGCCAGAGCCUACGGAUGUGACGUGGCUGAGAGUGGACGAUGAGAUGCCUCAGCAUGUGCUGGUGUCUGGCUCCAACCUUCACAUUAACAGCCUGAACAAGAGUGAUAAUGGCACGUACCGCUGCGAGGCUUCCAACGAAGUGGGGAAGUCUUUUUCUGAUUUCACACUUUACGUCUACGAUCCCCCCACAACUUCCCCUCCACCCACAACAACCACCACCACUACUACCAUCCCUACCAUCAUUGCAGACACAACAGCGACGACAGAGCCGGCAGUUCACGGCUUUACUCAGUUGCCAAAUUCCGCCGAAGAGCUGGACUAUGGGGACCUCUCAGAUUCUCGAGCGGGUGAGGAAAGUGCCAUCACAGCUGUGGACCAUGCCGUGAUCGGUGGAGUUGUUGCCGUCGUGGUCUUUGCGAUGCUCUGUCUCCUUAUCAUUUUGGGCCGAUACUUUGCAAGACACAAAGGUACAUAUUUCACUCACGAAGCCAAAGGAGCUGACGAUGCAGCUGACGCUGACACAGCUAUAAUCAAUGCAGAAGGAGGACAGAAUAACUCGGAAGAAAAGAAAGAGUACUUCAUCUAGAUCCGUCUUGGUUUCCAUGAGGUGUCCAACCGCGGACAGUUACUGGCCCUGUGUAGAAGAUAAAGACAGUGAUGUUGGAAGUUGCUACCAGCUUAUGGCUUUUUUUCCUCUGUCUCUCUCUGUCUUUUUUUUUUUUUUUAAUUCCUUUCCCCCUCCAGUGCUGUUUGUUUUUGUUUUUUAGUUUGUUUUUUAAUGAAUGGUUGGAGAAGUGUGUGGGCGAGUCCAGGAUUUCCUAUGUGAAAGUGUUCUUUGUAAAGUACACUCUGCUGUUCGACACCUCAGUUUCUUUGGGUUUUAAUUCUCCAGCCAAGUCCGACUUGGAUUUAGUUUAGUUCCAUCAUUUGCAGAAAAUUCUGUGCCUUGUUUUACUUCUUGUUUUAUUGGAGGGAGGGGUGGAGGGAGGGAAGGAGAGCAUAUGGUUUCAUAUUCCUUUUUUCUUUUCUUCCUAGCCUCUCUUGGAAUUGCCUGCUGGGAUCCCUUGAAAAUAGAUUUGUGUUUUUUCUCAAGUGUUUUCUUCAUUUGUUUUUUGUUUUGUUUCUGUUUUUUAAAAAAAACAAAAACCCUCCUGGGUUGUUUUUCGUUGUUGUUGUUGUUGUUUGAAACUGUGUCAUCAAAGGAGAACCAGCACACCUUAGAUUUCAUCGUUUGAAAUUCAGUGUGUCCAUAAUCCAUUCUACUCCCUUGUCAUGAAAGCUUGGAUGAACAAACUUCUUAGGAGAACGGUUUGCGGCCGCCCUGGUUUCCAGUGCAGCGAAGACUAGAAAAUGCGCUGCCGCUUGUGAGAUCUGGCUCUGCUUUCAUGGCGAGACAGAACCGUGCCUGGUUAUCUGCAAGCAAAGUGUGUGCCCCCCAGGAGAUCAGAGUCUGUGUCGAAAGACUCCUCGACUCAGGACACCUCGUCCUGUCUGGACAGGAGCUGGGCGUUGGAGGCAUCUUCCUGCGCUUUGCCCUAAGCAGCCGUGACAGCCGAGGGCUGCUCCUUCCAUGCAAGCAGGCAAAUUUGAGUUGUCACCGGAGACAAAGGGGGGAGGGGAGAUGAAGUUCUGCUCUAAUUAUUUCUGUUCCAAACGAUCCCAUCAACGGUUCCCAAUUGGCCUCACAUCGCUGUAAUUUGCUAGAAACAGAAAAAUCUUUCUGAUGUGAAAGGCAUGUGAAUCAGCCAACGUUUUUAUUUCUGCCUCUGUUUAUCCCUUCUUCUCUUUUGUACUUGGUUAAAGAGGGCACGGAGAGAAAGGGAGGUGCUAAGAUUGCAGCCUGCAAGUACCGUACAUUAGAUAUUGGUCAUGCUGAGGUCUCCAACCAGAGACUGUGUGAAACUUUUCAUUCCUUCGGAUUUGACUUGACAAAAGGCAGGAGGGGAGAGAAGAAAAGCAGGGAUUGUUUUCAUGCUGGACUGCCCAGCAUCUCUGUUCCGGAAAGGUCAGAGCAGAGGUGGAGAAAUCAGCAUGGAGGUUUUUCAGUUACUUAAUCCAAAACUCUAAUGUUGAGUGUGUGAGGUUUUGUGUUUGAGCGCCCCCCCCGCCCCGCUCCAUUUCCCUAACUGUGCACCUUCUGAAUGCUAGCCUUGGCCUCUUUCCUCAGCCUUAAGAGCCGUCUGCCAACAAGUUACUGAUCCUUGCAUGAUGGUAGUCAUGGUGAAGAGAUACUAAAAAUAAGCUUACCUUGAGAAUGCUGGAGAUCUGAAGCCGUGGGAGAAAGAGAGAGCCAAGGACUGAUGGCUGCCACUUGCUAUUCCCGCCCCCCCCACACACACACACCAGAAAAAGGGGGAAAUGUGGACAGUCCUAAUGUCAAGGUGCACAGGAGAGUGGGGGAUGUACCCAUCUGACACCUUUUAAAAAGGAGGAAACACCUUUGGCGUGAACAAAAAUUAUGCUCAGCCCCCAGUUCACGUUGGGAAGGUAGAAGGGGAACACUUCAAGAAGUGAUGGAUUUUUUGAGUGAUGGAUUUUUACAACUGCUGUGCUAACAUAGAACGUUCUCUGAAUGUCAGCAUCUCCUUUGUUUUUUAAAAAAGAGACUUUUAAAGAUGUAUUUGCUCUUUAAAUUAAACCAUUUAGAUGCUAUAUUUUUAGUGACCGAUCAGGUAUGCAAAGCAAACCCCCCCUUUUUUUGUUUUUUUGGUACAGUGUUUUCCUUUUUUUCUCCCUCACAAGCCUUCAAACCAUAAAAACGCAAACUGACCCUUUUAUGCUCGAGCCAAUAUUUUUUUGUAUUGCGCGGUUCUCGUUUCUCAGCCUCGUGUACCACUUGAGACCACCGACGAUCCACCGAAGGGCAAAGGAUAGUGACUGGAAGGGGGGGGGGCUUUUCUACGGUCAUGGAAUCGGCAUCCUGUUUUCCUGAGCAGCUUCUCUUUGUUUUGAAAAGUGUGCAGUAGUGCCGUGUUCCCAAUGUAACUUUGACUUAAUAAUGUUGACAUGUCUCAGGUCCAUGUGUUUUGAUUGGUGUUUUCCGUCUCAGGUAGAUCACGAAAUGUUUUGGCCCCACACGUUGGAAGAGAAACACAACAAGCAACCACAACAGGAAAUUAUGGAUUUUAGUUGCGUAUCAAGUUUAAAGGGAUUUUUUUUUUCCUGCAAGUAAUACAGUGCACUGUUUGAAAUGUAUUGUUAAGUAUUGAUUUGUACAGGGUUAGAUUACAAGCAUUUGUUAAGAGUGGAGAAAGAACAAACUUGUUUCUUGGGGUUCUGUGGCUUGGGGUGAAACGGAACAAGGAGUGUUGACGACACAAAUGAAGCAGGCAGCCUUGAUGCCAAAUGAGCUUGUUCUUUACUCCCCGGCGUGACCGUUCUUACUUUUGCCCCCUUUAGGCCGGUUCUGUUUAAGGUGUCCAUGGACGAUGUUGCCGUGUAAGAAAACGCAUUUCCAUAUCUUCCCAUUCACAUUUUGUAUUGGUUCAUGUAUACCAUUUUUACAAAGAAAAAGAAGUACUAUAAAGUAUCUGUCUUCUUAAUAAAAACAAAUUAAUGUUACAAAACUA